AUGACGAUGAUGAUGUCGAUGAACGACGACGAUGACGAAAGUGAUAACGAUGACGAUGACGAUGAUGAUGACGAUGAUGAUUACGAUGAUAAUGACGAUGACGAUGCCGAUUAUGAUGACGAUGACGAUGAUGACAACGUUGAUGAUGACGAUAACGAUGUCGAUGACGAUGACGAUGACGCUGUCGAUGACGAUGACGAUGACGAUGUCGAUAACGAUGACGAUGACGAUGUCGAUGACGAUGACGAUGACGAUGACGAUGACGAUGACAAUGACGAUAAUGAUGACGAUGACGUUGACGAUAAUGAUGCCGUUGACGACGACGAUGACGAUAACUAUGACGAUGACUUAAGAUGA
Molecule: messenger RNA, 357 nt
Organism: Parnassius apollo (apollo)
Lineage: Eukaryota; Metazoa; Arthropoda; Insecta; Lepidoptera; Papilionidae
Source: the annotation of a GenBank genome assembly